UCCCCAAGCGUCAUCGUCAUCGUCGUCGUCGACAGUGUUGUUACCAGUGCGCCAAACUUUUGUGUCUCUGUGAAUCAUCGAUCGUUCUCCUUUCUUCACUAUCGAAUUAGGGUUUUCUGCGGAAUCCAAUGCUAACAUCGGUGGCUAACAGCACUCUCUGUUUUCCGAUUGCGUCGUUUCCAUCAUCCACGUUUCAUGCUCAUCGAUUCACGAAGAGAAUUUCAAGAAAGGGGACAUGGGUUUGUGAAAGGGGAAGACUUUAUGUGAAAUCAGAGGCGAAAACAGAUGAAGCAUCGACUACGAGCAGCAAGUCAUCGAGCUUCUUGUCUUUUUUAUGUCCAUUGCUUAAAGUUUUCUCUGGAGGUGAUCCUUCUCAACAGCGGAAUCAUGCUCUGGAGGUUGCAACUUCUUCAUUAGCAUCUGUUGCCAGACUUCCAUGGGGAUCUCGAGUAUCAUCUGGGGGCAUAAUAGAUAACCAAGAUGUUGUUUCUUCUAAUCCUCCUUUGCGUUUGCAGCUUUUUGAAUUUGAGGCAUGCCCCUUUUGUCGGAGGGUGCGGGAAGCCAUGACUGAGCUAGACCUCUCUGUAGAAGUAAGAACUAAAACCAAAGAUGGCUCAUUAAGCAAUAAACCAAAGUUUAUCCUGGUUAGAAGAUCUGGCGGAAAAGAAAUGUUUCCAUUCCUCGUCGACCCGAAUACUGAAACUUUAAUGUAUGAGAGUGGUGACAUCGUGAAGUACCUAUUUAAACAAUAUGGAAAUGGAAGAGACCCUUCCACAGGACUUCUGGAAAGCACCUUGUUCACUGGAUGGAUGCCAACACUUCUCCGAGCAGGUAGAGGCAUGUCAUUGUGGGACAAGGCUUCAACACAUGUGCCACCUAAAAUGCUCGAGCUCUUCUCUUACGAAAAUAACCCGUAUUCACGGUUGGUGCGUGAAGCACUGUGUGAGCUGGAGCUCCCCUAUGUAUUAAACAACAUUGGAGAAGGGUCCACACGGAUGAAAUCACUUCUAAAUGCUUCAGGAUCAAAUAAGGUUCCAUUCUUGGUUGAUCCAAACACUGGUGUCCAAUUAGGUGAUUACCAAAAGAUUCUGGCUUACCUCUUCAAGACUUAUUCUACAGCAGCAUCUGCAUAAGUGUUUAGUCUGACCUAUACACCAUUAUUCCCAAGGAUCAGGAUGCAUAGUUACAAAGAGGCCCUUUUCUUAUUUUAAGUAACUUAAAAACUUUUGAUGUAUAUAUUAUAGACUACACACCUGUAUUAUUGUCUUGUGUUUUGGCAUCCAAUUCUUGUUCUUCAAGCAUCAGUAUGAUAACAAAAGCCUCCCUCCCACUA
Molecule: messenger RNA, 1333 nt
Organism: Camelina sativa (false flax)
Lineage: Eukaryota; Viridiplantae; Streptophyta; Magnoliopsida; Brassicales; Brassicaceae
Cellular component (GO): chloroplast
Source: RefSeq, a predicted model, not a curated record